AUGAGAUUUGCAACUGCCCAACUCGCUGCCCUCGCUUAUUAUAUUUUAUCCACUGAAGCCACUUUCCCAUUAUUGGGUGAUAUCUUUGAUUGUAUCCCACACAACACUCCUCCAGUUUGUAGUGAAUUGAAUCUUUAUCAUGAUACUUCUGCUUCUAUCAAUGGUUCUCAAAACAACAAAAACAAAAGAGAUGUUGAAAAAAGAACUUUUGGAAAUUUUGGAUUUAAUUCUGGGGUCAAUGCUGCAUUCGUCGUGUCUGGUGCCAAAAAAUUAUCUGAUGGUUCUUAUGGUAUUGAUUGUAAUUUUAAAAGUGAUUCAUCGGUUCAAUUAAAUCUGGCUUUUGGGAAAAAAAUUAAACAAUUAAGUGUUACUGGUACUGGAUAUUCUGAUAUUGAUUUAUUAGGACAUGUUGCUAAUCCAUUUGAAUGGUCAGCUUCUUUUAAAAUUAAAGCAGAAAUUAUUAAAGGAAAAUGUUGUCUUCCAUCCGGUUUUAAAAUUAUUACUGAUUUUGAAAGUAAUUGUCCUGAAUUUGAUGCCAUUAAACAAAUUUUUGGUACUUCUCAAAUAAUUUAUAAAGUUAAUGCUAUUUCUCAUGCUAUUGGUACUUUUGAUGCUUCUGCUUUAUUUAAUGCUCAACUCAAUGCUUUCCCAGUUAAAAGAGAAUUAAAUGAAUUUGAAGAAUUAAAUAAUAAUAAUGGUAUUACUCAUAGUAAAAGAACUUUAGGUUUACUUUUAAAUUUGCUUAAGAAAGUUACUGGUGGAUGUGAUACUUUACAACAAUUUUGUUGGGAUUGUCAAUGUGAUACCCCAUCUGUAUCAACUACCAUCGUAAGCACUUCUUCAGCCCCAGAAACCUCCACCACCCCAGAAUCUAGUGUUCCAGAAACCACCAUUGUCACCACUUCAUCUGCUCCAGAAACCACUCCAGAAUCAUCAGCUCCAGAAACCACCACCACCACCACCCCAGAAUCAUCAGCUCCAGAAACCACCACCACCACCACCCCAGAAUCUAGUGCCCCAGAAACCACUCCAGUUUCUUCAAGUGUUGAUUCUACUUCUGUCACUUCUGUUCCAGAAUCAUCUGCCCCAGAAACCACUCCAGUUUCUUCAAAUGUUGAUUCUACUUCUGUCACUUCUGUUCCAGAAUCAUCUGCCCCAGAAUCAUCAGCUCCAGAAACUGAAACUUCUCCAAUUGUUCAAUUAUCUACUACUACUGCACAAACUACAACUGUUAUUACUGUUACUUCAUGUUCUAACAAUGCAUGUAGCAAAACUAAAGUAACAACUGGUGUUGUUGUUGUCACUUCUGAAGACACUAUUUAUACUACUUUCUGUCCAUUAACUGAAACUACUCCAGUUACUUCAAAUGUUGAUUCUACUGCUGAAACUUCUGCUCCAGAAUCUAGUGUUCCAGAAACCACUGCUGAAUCUACUACCCCAGAAUCUACUGCUCCAGAAUCUACUGUUCCAGAAACCACUGCUGAAUCCACUACCCCAGAAUCUACUGCUCCAGAAUCUACUGCUGAAUCUACUACCCCAGAAUCUACUGCUCCAGAAACUGAAACUUCUCCAACUGUUCAAUUCUCUACUACUACUGCACAAACUACAACUGUUCUCACUGUUACUUCAUGUUCCAACAAUGCAUGCAGUGAAUCUGAAGUCACUACUGGUGUUGUUGUUAUUACAACUGAAGAUACUAUUUACACUACCUUCUGUCCAUUAACUGAAACUACCACAGCUACAGAAUCAUCAACUCCAUCUGUUGAAACCACUCCAAUUGCUCCAGAAUCAUCAGCUCCAGCUUCCGAAUCAGUUCCUGUCACUGAAAGUUCUUCAGUUGCCCCAAUUGCUGAAACCACUCCAGUUUCCCCAGUUGCUCCAAAUGCUGAAUCUACUCCAGUUGCUCCAAAUGCUGAAUCAACUCCAGUUGCUGAAACCACUCCAAUUGCUCCUACUACUGCUCCAGAAACUAGUGCUAUCGUCUCUACGACUGAAGGUACUAUUCCAACUACAUUAGAAUCAAUUUCUAUUAUUCAAUCAUCAGCUAAUUCUUCAUACACUAUUGCUCCAGUUUCUUCAUUUGAAGGUGCUGGUAAUAACAUGAGAUUGACUUAUGGUGCUGCUAUUGUUGGUCUUGCUGCAUUAUUGAUCUAA
Messenger RNA from Candida dubliniensis CD36, 2154 nucleotides. It is a transcript of the gene RBT1, whose product is annotated as adhesin RBT1. The transcript has a single exon. The coding region runs from base 1 to 2154 and encodes 717 amino acids. Lineage: Eukaryota; Fungi; Ascomycota; Pichiomycetes; Serinales; Debaryomycetaceae. The record is from RefSeq and is a predicted model, not a curated record.